This is a messenger RNA of Lachancea mirantina, 1005 nucleotides long. The record is from the annotation of a GenBank genome assembly. NCBI's taxonomy places the organism in Eukaryota, Fungi, Ascomycota, Saccharomycetes, Saccharomycetales, Saccharomycetaceae.
AUGUCGAUUGUGAAUUCUUCCUCGUUGACGGCUUUCAACUCUAAUCAUGAACUUUAUGAUAAGGUCAGACCUGGUUUUGACCGAAACAAGAAAUUUCUAACCGAAUUCAUUUUUGAUCAAUGUCUUACCCGCGGCGAAGCAUGCAAUGUGCUAGAGCUUGCCGCUGGGACGGGGAAGUUUACCAAGGCAUUCCUUGAAGCUGUACAAAUGAGAAACAGAGAAGUAAAUGUAACGGCAGUGGACCCGUCGCAAGGGAUGCUGGAAAGUUUCCAAAAGAAUAUUGAAGUUGGAAGAAAUGUAGCUGUUUACCAAGGCUCGAGUUAUAGCAUUCCGCUUCCGGACAAUUCGGUCGACUGUGUCAUUGUAGCGCAAGGUUUCCAUUGGUUUGCGGAUUCUUCUUCGUUGGCAGAAAUUCACAGAGUUUUGAAUAAAAAAACUGGUAGACUAGCAUUAAUUUGGAAUUUUGAUGCUGCCAGCGCUGCUCAAAAAAUACCAAAUGCUAAUACAAAAGUGCACAUUAGCUAUGGGGACGACAAGGUCAGGCUUUAUGGGAAAAUAUACGCCGAGACAGUUAAAGAACUCGAAUUCAAUGGACUGAUUGAUAGUAGCGAUCGCGUUUUCAAAUUGGUGGAAAUGCUGGUGGGUAAAUUAACGAGUUGGGAUUUACUCGCAACGCACGUUUAUAGGUACGAUCACGCUGUGCCCCAAUAUCGACAUGGCGAAUGGCGCCGCUGCAUGGAAAAUCAAAAUUUUUUUGAUGCAGAUCGUGCUAUCGAGAGCUUUGACAUGGGUAUUGACUCUAUGCCAAAAGAGCUUGUAUUUCCUUAUUGGCUCUCAAGAAGCUACAUCACGAAUUUGUCUGAUCCCGAGAAACAGGCCGUGGAAAAGUGGAUGUCCGAAUCAAUAAGUAAAUUUCCUAUGCAACAUUUGUCCGCUGACGGCCAAUUUGUGAACAGAUUUCUAUCAACUCAUACCUAUGUCGUGCCAGUCAAAAAUAUUUCUUAA